This is a messenger RNA of Dendrobium catenatum, 801 nucleotides long. RefSeq lists its product as uncharacterized. The record is from RefSeq and is a predicted model, not a curated record. The coding region runs from base 285 to 635 and encodes 116 amino acids. The transcript has 3 exons. Lineage: Eukaryota; Viridiplantae; Streptophyta; Magnoliopsida; Asparagales; Orchidaceae.
UGAGAAGAAGGUAAUUCAAUUAGUUACUUUCAUUGAUAUAAAAAACGAUAAGAUCUCUCCAUUUUUUUUCUUCUUUCCUUCUCUUUGUUCAUAAAUUGUUUCAGGGAGUUCCAGGCGUGAGUUUUUCUGAAUUAGCUUGUAAAAAGAACGCCAUGAAUUGAUUUUCAUGUUCUGCAAGAGGUUUCAGAUGUCGAGAUGUGCGCAACAGUAGAGACUUGGAUUUGAUCUGUGUUCAUAUGCAAGAUUCAAUCUGCAGAAGUGUUUUAUCCAGUUGAAGACGAGCAAUGGGGAACUUCUGUAAACAAUAUGAAAAAGAAUACAUAAAGAUAACCAUGUUAAAGCACGAGGAAACCUUCAGAAACCAGGUCCACGAGCUCCAUCGACUUUACCGAGUGCAGAAGAAACUAAUGAAAGAUCUUAAAAGACAGCGGGUAUCGUCAGGUUUGCAGAGCAACAAAGAGAAACGGAAUGCAGAUAAAGAGAAAGCUCCAUAUCAAUUACACAACAGUUGCCCAGAAGAAGAGAGCAAUCUUGAGCUGACACUAGCCAUUGGAAGUAGAAGGAAGAUGAAGCUGCUUUCAACAGAAACGUUGGAACAAGUUUCUCCUUGUCUUCAACUGAGUCUGGUUCUAUGAAGCUAAUUAAAUAGAGAUGAAUGGAAAAUGUUUCUGAUGAAGAGCUUUUAGAAUGAGAGGAAGAGUGCUUUUGAUGUUGAAGCACAAGAGAGGCAGAGCAAGAAUAAGCAGUCAGCCUGGCUCUGCUGUACUGUUUCGUUUUGAAAACGGCAUGAUUAAUUAGCUU